UUGGUACUUUUGAAUUUUGCAUCGAAAGAGACGCUAUAUUCUAUAUUCCACUUCCCGAUCUGUUUCGAUCCGCCAUUUUUUUACGUAGGAAAGCGUGUGGUUUGGCAUUGUGUUUUGUCGAAUUGCUUUACGGAAAUACUGACUUGGGGUCACUACAUACUUCGAUUCUCGCGCAUCAGCGGACGCAGCAAGUGAGACGCCAUUGUUAGAUUGCGUUCUCUUGUGUAAAGUCGUGUGUCUAAUAUCAACGUUGGUUAAAUUAUUCGUUGAAAGUAGCACGCAAUAAUCUUCGGUUCUAAGACGAGCCGAAAAUGCCGGGUUUUAGUAGUGUUGGCACAUUCAAAAUUUUUAUCGGUAAUUUAGCCGAUAAAACAACAAAUGCUGAUAUUAAACCGUUAUUCGAAAAAUAUGGAAAGGUUGUAGAAUGCGAUGUGGUGAAAAAUUAUGGAUUUGUGCAUAUGGAAAACGAAGAAGCAGGGAGAAAUGCAAUACAAAAUUUAAAUGGACAUAUAGUUCAUGGUCAGGAGAUUAAAUGUGAAGCUGCAAAGAGUCGUAAAGGACCUAACACACCUACAACAAAAAUAUUUGUUGGCAAUCUCACAGAUAAUACAAAAGCGCCUCAAGUGCGCGAACUAUUUGCCAAGUACGGUACUGUUGUAGAAUGCGAUAUCGUGAGAAAUUAUGGAUUCGUCCAUCUAGAAGCAACAGGUGAUGUCAACGAUGCCAUCAAGGAACUCAAUGGAAGAAUGGUGGAUGGUCAAGCGAUGAAGGUUCAAAUUUCUACAAGCAGAGUACGACAAAGGCCAGGAAUGGGAGAUCCUGAACAGUGCUAUCGAUGCGGUCGCGGCGGCCAUUGGUCCAAGGAGUGCCCGAAAGGAGGAAUGGGAGGAGGACCAGAUAGAAACGGAUACAGAGACCGAAUGUUUGGACGCGAUCCGUAUCCUCCACCGCCGCCACCACCGUUCCUUCGGGAUCGGUUAAUGGGUGGUGGCCGCUUUGGAGAUUACGAAAGCUACUAUGACAGGAGAGGCUUCGAGGACACCAGGGAUCUCUACGAGAGGCGGUUUACGGGUAUGACAGGGCCCUGUGACAUGGGAAGUUCCAUGUGCGGGCUUGACUUUCCACCAAUGACAAUGCCACCUCUACCCCCAAGACGAGACCCAAUGCCUCCUAUGCCUCCUCUAGGUAUGGGAUCCAUGCGCGACACUGGCUUCUCCCGUGGUAACGAGUAUGGCAUGUUCAGCCGCCGAUCGCCCCCUCCAAGUGGCAACAAUGGCCGGUUCAGUGCACCUCAGGCUGCGUACCAUCUUUGUCCAUGAAUGCGGGCAACCCUAGAGAGACAGUCCCGGGCCAGCGGUCAAGUCGUGCAAGAGUAAGUCUUUGACCACUUUUGUUAGCGAGUAGUCACACCUCGUUCUUGUCGCUGGCGCGUUAUACAUCAGCAGCUUCUAUUUUCUUCGGUGCCAACAAAAUCCGGGUCUCGACUGAUCGUACCUUGAACAUGUCGACUGCUCUUCUAGGGAUGUCCCUGUUCAUAGACUCUCUUGAUCCAUGGCGUUAACUGCGAGAUUGGCCUGUAUGUCUCUCAUAAA
Molecule: messenger RNA, 1592 nt
Organism: Apis florea (little honeybee)
Lineage: Eukaryota; Metazoa; Arthropoda; Insecta; Hymenoptera; Apidae
Gene: lark
Product: RNA-binding protein lark
Cellular component (GO): nucleus
Molecular function (GO): mRNA binding; zinc ion binding
Source: RefSeq, a predicted model, not a curated record